Molecule: messenger RNA, 417 nt
Organism: Acaulospora colombiana
Lineage: Eukaryota; Fungi; Glomeromycota; Glomeromycetes; Diversisporales; Acaulosporaceae
Source: the annotation of a GenBank genome assembly
AUGGCAUCCUUAAGAAAUGUAAUGAAAGUCCAUCAAAAUAGCACUGCCCUCUUCAUUUGUGAUGUUCAGGAAAAAUUUAGACCUCAUAUCCACCAAUUCUUGAGUGUUGUGUCAACAGCACAGAAAAUGAUUGCUGCUUCCAAAAUUCUCGAGAUUCCUAUGGUUGUAACUGAACAGAAUCCUAAAGCAUUGGGAAAAACUAUUCACGAACUUGACAUAAAUAAUGCCAAAGUUGUCUCCAAGAUGAAAUUCUCGAUGCUUGUCCCAGAGGUUGUAGAAGCGUUGAAGGAAAAGAACACAAAGUCAAUCUUACUCUUAGGCAUCGAGACGACUUUGGACUUGUUGGAAAAUAAUUAUGAUGUUCAUGUUUUGGCCGAUGCGUAUGCGUCAAGCAGGCGCAUCAGUGACAACAUCUGA